AGCUGCUUCUUCUCUGAUUUUUUUCUCUCUAUGAAAUAUUACGAAGAAACCCAGCUGUAGCAGUGAAGAAGAAGGGGGAAGGAAUAACAAAUGGGGGGUUUUGCUUUGGGUUCUGCCUUUGAUUCCAAAUCUGGGCAGAUGAUCAUGGCUGCUUUGCUGUUAAUGAUUGUCUCUUUUUACAUGGGUACCCUUUUUGGAAACAAUGCUCCACUUUACAUCUCUCAGCUUGCCUCUUAUGCUUCUUCUUCUUCUGCUCGUCCUUCUUCUAAUGGCAUUUUCGGAUUUACUAACAAAGUUGGUCUGACUUACCGCAAAACUCCCCUAGUUAUUCCGGAAACUGGGAUAGAUGUAUGCCCUUUGACGUUCAAUGAGUAUAUUCCCUGCCAUGAUGUUUCUUAUGUCACAACAUUGAUCCCAAACCUUGAUCUGUCUAGAAAAGAAGAACUGGAGAGACUAUGCCCUCCACUUGAAAAGCGCUUAUUUUGCUUGGUUCCUCCACCAACUGAUUAUAAAAUACCUAUCAAAUGGCCUCUUAGAAGGGAUUAUGUUUGGCGAAGUAAUGUGAAUCAUACACAUCUUGCAGAAGUCAAAGGAGGCCAGAAUUGGGUCCAUGAGAAGGAUCAGCUCUGGUGGUUUCCUGGUGGUGGUACCCAUUUCAAGCAUGGGGCAUCUGAAUACAUUGAGAGGUUAGGAAAUAUGAUUACAAAUGAGACCGGUAAUCUGCAUUCUGCAGGGGUAGUUCAAGUUCUGGAUGUUGGCUGUGGUGUGGCCAGUUUUUCAGCUUAUCUUCCGUUGGAUAUACGAACAAUGUCCUUUGCCCCCAAGGAUGGUCAUGAAAAUCAGAUUCAAUUUGCAUUAGAAAGAGGGAUUGGUGCAAUGAUCGCUGCCUUGUCCACAAAACAACUACCAUAUCCUACUGGGUCAUUUGAAAUGAUUCACUGUUCACGAUGCCGUAUAGACUGGCAUGAAAAUGAUAAUUUUCAUAUUGGCAUUACAUGUUUGUAUCUAUUCGCUGACACAUACUAUAUAAUUGGUGGACAACAGAUGAAGGAAACCCCAUAUAAGCAGUCAAUAAGCACAGUUUAA
This is a messenger RNA of Gastrolobium bilobum, 1086 nucleotides long. Its product is annotated as probable methyltransferase PMT7. Gene Ontology annotation, molecular function: methyltransferase activity. NCBI's taxonomy places the organism in Eukaryota, Viridiplantae, Streptophyta, Magnoliopsida, Fabales, Fabaceae. The record is from RefSeq and is a predicted model, not a curated record. The coding region runs from base 91 to 1086 and encodes 331 amino acids. The transcript is spliced from 5 exons. Gene Ontology annotation, cellular component: cytoplasm; trans-Golgi network; endosome.